Molecule: messenger RNA, 3326 nt
Organism: Struthio camelus australis
Lineage: Eukaryota; Metazoa; Chordata; Aves; Struthioniformes; Struthionidae
Source: RefSeq, a predicted model, not a curated record
AUGGUCCUGACGACAGACAGGAUCUCUGUUUUAUUAUUGAAGAAUUACCAGAAGUGGAGAAUUGAAUGCCCAGAAAUAAGUGCAGAUUUACGACCAUCUUCCAUUCUUGGUCUUUUGCGGGCUGGCUACCACGGAGUCCUGAGAUCAAGGGACCCACAUGGAAGUAAAGUUCUAAUAUACAGAAUAGGACAAUGGGAUCCCAAGUUAUUUACAGCAUAUGAUGUGUUUCGGGUAAGUCUUAUCACAUCUGAACUCAUUGUAAGGGAGAUCGAGACUCAGCGAAAUGGAGUCAAGGCUAUCUUUGAUCUGCAAGGGUGGCGAUUUGCUCAUGCAUUUCAAAUCAGUCCGGCAGUGGCCAAGAAAAUUGCUGCUGUGCUCACAGAUUCCUUUCCGCUGAAAGUUCGAGGUAUCCACUUGAUUAAUGAGCCUUUAUUCUUCCACCCAGUCUUCGCUCUAAUUAAGCCUUUUCUCACUGAAAAAAUAAAAGAACGGGUAUAUAUGCAUGGAAAUAACUACAUGCAGAGUCUGACUGAACACUUCCCAGUUAGCAUUCUUCCACGAGAAUAUGGAGGGGAGGAAGUCUCCAUCGACAUACUUGCUGAAGAAUGGACUAACUUCAUAAUAGCAUCUGCAGAUUAUCUUCAGAGUAUUUCCCUGGUUACCCAUGAAUAACUGCACCACAGUAUUAUAUCAAUUCCUGAUGACUGGAAGCGGAGCAAAGUUUAAGCUGAAGUCUUUCACGUAAACUUGAAAUUAUUGUAAAUAAAACCAGUAUGUCUUUGCAGGGUGCAGAAUAUCAUAUUAACUGCACUUUUAUACUAACUAAAGUAUGUAUAUCUGAAGGGAUUAAUGAAUUCCAUAUGUUUGCAGUACUGUUUGUGAUUGAUUAACUUGUGUGCCAAAAAGCUGAAUAGUCCUAUGCACUGGAUGUCAGAGACUGAUAUUGCUCCUGUUAAAUCUUUGGACACUACUAAGCUGUAAUAGAGAACCUUAUGCUUAUCUCUUGUAUCUUGACUUGUCAAGAUGAAAGGAUACAAAGCCAAAUGAUUUAAGAGAAGUGCAGAACGUGAAUGGGGUAGAUUAGUUUGCUGUGGAAGUAUUACUACAGGGUUAAUUGUACAAGGAGUGAAAAGCAGAAGAGCUUUUUGGACUGAUUCUCAGGGAAAUGUCUGUUUUGUUAGUUUGCACUGCUGAGACUGCACAGUCAAGCUGAGGAUUAGUCAGCAAUAGCGAGAUAUUUCUGUCAUCUUUGUGCUGCUUAGCACAAAAAGGGAAGCUGCAUUAAUUAACACAAUUUGCCAGUUUUACAGAGGAAGAUAGAGAAAACACAAUGUACACGUUCUUGACAGUAUGAAUCAGGAGGAGGAAUGGGUAAGUGACUCAACACAACUUUGAAAAUUCUGACUAUGUUUCUUCAAAGAGAUGCUCUCUUCCGAAAAGCUGUAAGCAACUCGGAUUAUGAACACCUUUAAUUGGUCCUAUAGAGCACUAUAGAGGUCGAGAGAGCUGUUUGCAGUAUCAGUUUGUCUGUUUUGGAGGGUGAAGUAGAUUAUCCUUUGUGGACCUGAACUUUAGAAAUAGGUUAUGUGGUUUAACGAUGCUUUGUAGGUUGCUUCGGACCUCAGCCUCGGAGAUGCUGAGUGUCUUUUGAGUAUCUUUAUUUUUGGAAUGGUAAUUGGCAGCUUGCCAGCCUAUAUCUUCUGUUGGGCACUGGAAGAAUUGUUUUAUACUUUCGGUAGAGCCAUCUUCUCUUUUUCUGUAAGGGUAAUGAAGAAAAAAAUCUGUCUAUACUUCUUGAAAACAGAUUUUUUUUCCCAAAAGGCACAAUUCAGAUACAAACACAGUAUGUGUAAAAGUUGUCGUUCACAUUACAUAGCAAUAUCAUCUUAUAUUCCCCAGGAUUUAAUAAUCUAAAGGGUUAAUUUACUUUCAACUCUGCUUUCUGUUAAAAUUUCUGUUAAUACCCAAGUUCUAGAGUUCAUUUAUCCCCUUGUUUAUCUCAGUUUGGUAACAAGUCAGGGGUGUUGAAUUUGUAAAUUUAUUUAAAAUUUAAUUAUUAAUUAUUUAAUUAAGUAAGUAUAAUUAAUUUAAGUAUUAUAAAUUGAAGUAUUCUAUAUCAAUCUUCAUACUAAUGUUUUUCAGAUAGAUAGAAAUGCUUAUAUCAGUUAUGUUGCUAUCUUUAGUAGAUCUGAAUGUUAUAUUAAUUCAUGCUUAGGGGAGAGAAAUGAGAAAUAAGAUUAUCUUAUUAAAUCAGAAAUAUCUUAUUUUAGAUUAUCAUUGAUAUUGCAUUAUUGCAAUAACCAUUUGAACCUAUUCUUUAUUAGCAGGAGGAACAUCUAAGAAAGGCACAUACAGUAUUAGGUGUAAUUUGCUCUGCAGUGAUGUCUAUGCCAGAUAGAAUUCUUUCAAAAAUUUCCAAACGGACAGCAAAUAAAUAUUUUUUUAAAUUCCCUCACCUCUAGUACAUUUUCAUUCUAGUACAUUUUCUGUCGUUCUUCUCUUUCGUCGUAUCUUUGAUAUAGAGCCUAAAUUUAAAGAAAAAAUUUUCAGAUGCAUUUUCAUAUAUUCUUAUAUUUCAUAUUGUCGUCUUUGUCACCAGUGCACCUGUUUGUGAUAUGAUAAAAACUGCUUAAGUAGAGGAGUUCAGGAUUGUUUAUUCUUCUGUAUGAGAAAAUAGACUAGGUAGACAGGCCUCUCUCAGUUCUGCAAGUAUAUAAGUCAAGUUCCAAAUCAUUUACACGCUGGAGAACUGGAAGCUAUUGUCUCGAUUUUAUGCUCCCUCAGUUUUAACCCUUGAAUAAGUACCAUAUAAAAGGAAAAAAUCAUGUUUCAAUUAACAGGAAAAUCACACUUGUCUUAUGAAACAAGACUCUUAAUUAUAGCUGUUUUACCUAGAAGACACAAAAUACAAACUACUUGAGUUAGACUACUUAGUUGCACUUAGUGUAUUUUUUUCAUGAGCUCUUAAUUAGCUUUUAAUGUUUACACAUUAAUAUAGAAACUAGAAGUCCUGUAUACAAGGACCAACCUUGGUUGCUGCUAAUAAUAAGGAUGUAAGAUAGUCAUGCUAUUCUGCAUAAUGAGUAAAAGAGGUAUUAGUAUGAUGGCUGGAGAUAUGAUAGCUUUGAACUGUAGGGUACACAAACAAAACAAAAAUCUGCAAGUGCAUUAUUCUUCUGAAAUAAGACCAGGAGUGCCUUUAAAAAAAGAAACUUGCUGAUGCAAAUAUAAUUUACUACUGACUAUAAGCACACUGUAAUGCACCAUGUUUUAUAAUUUUGUACAUACUGACAUCAUUCUAAUAAUAAACCUUUUCUAUAUUAACC